Mesocestoides corti is the source of this 1902-nucleotide messenger RNA. The record is from the annotation of a GenBank genome assembly. Lineage: Eukaryota; Metazoa; Platyhelminthes; Cestoda; Cyclophyllidea; Mesocestoididae.
UAUGUUGUGUUACUUACGGAGUAUUUGAUUUGCAGUCGAAGAGAAGACCACUAUCGGUCCCUCAAUAAAGUUGACAGGUUUGCUGUCAGCUACCGCGGUCUCUCUUCUCGAGACCGUCGUGAUCGUGAUCGCUCACGAAGCCCCAGGCGUCAUAACGACAGACCUCGACACACAAAUCUUGAUGCCUACUUACGCAGUAAGAUGGAGCGCCUUCGGCAGGACGUUCUGGAUCAUGAACAUAAGCCCGAAGAAAAGCAUUUUAAAAGCAAUUAUGAUGAUGUUCGCCCCGUUAAAAAAGAUGGGAAUGACAGCUCUCGACGUCACCAUCAUGAUAAGGAAAAAAAGCGCCAUAGAAAGCACCGUCACAAAGACCGUAAAAGCAAACGUCAAAAGUCAAGAGAAUCUCCCGAGAAAAGUGACAACGAGCAAAACGAUACUGAAGAAGGCGAAGAAGAUGAAGAGGCUAUUAUUGAACGGCGACGCCGGGAAAGGCAAAAGCUGCUCGAGGCAUCACCUAAGGAACCUGACGUUCCGGAGGCAUUCCCAUCGGAUAAGCUUGUUAAGCAAGUCACAAAGCCUCUUCAAAAGUCAGAAUCGGCUGUUUUCGCUGAUACCAUAGCUGACACUCCAAGCGGCCGUAUGUCCGGUAUUCAGGCUCCGGCAGCUGUUGCUUUUCUUCACGACCACGGACAUGCCAAUAAAUCGGAUACUGGGGUCACAAAGACUGAAACUGAUGGUCCACCUCCAGAAAAAAAAUUCGCUUUUGAUAUAUUCUCGGGGGAGCUGCCAACUGCUCCGGUAAGUGGGGUUCCGGGAACAAUGGAUCCACGUGCAAUGGCAGCUGAGAACCAUUCCCUUGUUGAUAACUGGGAUGAUGCUGAGGGCUAUUAUCGUGUUCGCAUUGGUGAGGUGCUGGAUAAACGGUACUCUGUUUACGGCUAUACCGGCCACGGUGUUUUCUCCAACGUUGUUCGGGCACGAGAUAGCGCUCGUGGUAAUCUCGAGGUGGCAAUCAAAAUUAUUCGUAACAAUGAAGUCAUGCACAAAUCGGGUCUGCAGGAAUUGGAGGUCCUGAAGAAACUAAACGACGCUGACCCUCAAGAUCGAUAUCAUUGCAUGCGAUUGUAUCGACACUUCUUUCACAAAAACCACCUCUGCAUGGUGUUUGAAUCUAUGAGCAUGAACCUGCGUGAGGUGCUCAAAAAGUACGGGCGAAAUGUGGGGCUCCAUAUCGCCGCAAUUCGUUCCUACACCCACCAAAUGCUAUUAGCCCUCAAGCUGUUGCGUAAGUGUAACAUUCUGCACGCUGAUAUCAAGCCUGACAACGUCCUCGUAAAUGAAAGUAAAAUUACUCUGAAGCUCUCCGAUUUCGGGUCGGCCUGCGCCAUGCAGGAAAAUGAACCCACGCCUUAUCUCGUCUCGCGUUUUUAUCGUGCACCUGAAAUAAUUUUGGGUCUUCCCUACGACUUCAACAUCGAUUUGUGGUCAACCGCGGUCACAUUAUUCGAACUCUACACGGGCAGAAUCAUGUUUCCCGGGAAGACCAAUAACGAGAUGCUUCGUCUCAUGAUGGAAACCCGUGGACGCAUCCCAAAUCGCGUCGUUCGUCGUGGUACCCUCCGACAUGCCCACUUUGACGAGCAAUGCAACUUCCUCUACCAUGAGGUUGACAAGGUCACCCAAAAGGCAAAGACAACUGUCAUUCGGAAUAUUCAGCCGACCCGCGAUCUCCUCGGCGACCUUACGGCGGACCCCCAAUUAACUGCACCAAUUCUGAGGAAGGUGCAGCAGUUCAAGGACAUCCUUGACAAGAUGCUUGCCCUCGAUCCCACCAAACGCAUUUCCCUCAGUGAUGCCCUUACCCAUCCCUUCAUUACUGAGGCAAUUGAUGAAGGGAAGUAA